Molecule: messenger RNA, 1182 nt
Organism: Trichoderma breve
Lineage: Eukaryota; Fungi; Ascomycota; Sordariomycetes; Hypocreales; Hypocreaceae
Product: alpha/beta hydrolase fold domain-containing protein
Exons: 6
Coding region: 1-1182 (393 amino acids)
Biological process (GO): epoxide metabolic process
Molecular function (GO): epoxide hydrolase activity
Source: RefSeq, a predicted model, not a curated record
AUGAAGACUUCUCUUCUUCUUGGCUCCCUCGGGCUGCUGUCCAAGGCAGCUGCGGCAAACGCUCCAGUCGCAAAGCCCUUCACAAGGACUGCUCUUCCAGCAGCAGAGCUCCCCGCCGCCAAUGCAAACCUGAAUAUGAGCUUGACGACGGGAAUUCCACUCUCUACGCUCAAGAGUCUGCAGAAUGAAUGGUUAACUAGCUUUAACUGGACGAAGGAACAAGAGCAGAUCAACACAUACAACCACUUUACAGUUCAAAUCGGAGCUCAAAAUGUCCAUUUCAUCCAUGAAAAGUCCAAGGAUCCCAACGCCAUUCCUCUCAUCCUGCUCCACGGCUGGCCCGGCUCGUUCCUGGAAAUGACACACCUAGUCGACCAGCUGAAGAGCAACUCCAGCCAGCCAUUCCACAUCGUGGUGCCAUCUCUCCCCGGCUUCGGCUUCUCCUCUCCCGCGCCCAAUGGCUGGGAAAUUUCCGACACGGCAACCUUGUUCAACACGCUCAUGACGCAGGUGUUGGGGUACAAGACGUAUGCCGUGCACGGAACGGACUGGGGCAGCGGCGUGGCGUUUGACAUGUACGAUCAGUUCAACACCACCGUCAAGGCGGUGCACUUUGCGUUUUUGCCCUUUUUUGCGCUGACGCCGGAGCAAUUGGCAGCGCAGGGUAUUGCGCUUGCGGCGGACGAGAUUGAGCUGGAGGAUAGGGCCAUGGACUUUGAGAACUCGGGCACGGGCUACUAUAUUGAACAGACAACUACGGUGAAUACGGUUGGCCUUGCUCUAUAUGACAACCCCGUCGGGCAACUGGCAUGGCUUGCUGAAAAGUUUGUCAUCUGGUCCGACCCACGACGAGGCACCGGCCCGUCGUUCAUGACGGACAAUGAGAUUCUCAGGCAUGUGUCCUUGUACUAUCUGACGCAGACGUUCGACUCCGCCGCCUUUGUUUACGCCCAGAAUCCCGACGGCUUCUCGCACACUUACCGAACCGCCAGGAGCAAGCAGCCUCUGCUGUUCACCAACUUUCAGUACAACAUUCUGUUUUACCCGGAGAAGCUGGUGGCGACGAUUGGCAACCUGGUCUACUACAACAAGGUACAAUUCGGUGGCCACUUCCCUGGUGUGGACAACCCGACAGCGCUGGCAAGUGAUAUUCGAUUGAUUGGAAAAUAUUUCAAGCCGUAA